Messenger RNA from Pocillopora damicornis (cauliflower coral), 1602 nucleotides. RefSeq names its product guanidinoacetate N-methyltransferase A. The record is from RefSeq and is a predicted model, not a curated record. Gene Ontology annotation, biological process: creatine biosynthetic process. Gene Ontology annotation, molecular function: guanidinoacetate N-methyltransferase activity. NCBI's taxonomy places the organism in Eukaryota, Metazoa, Cnidaria, Anthozoa, Scleractinia, Pocilloporidae. Gene Ontology annotation, cellular component: nucleus; cytoplasm.
CAUUUCAAGCUUGACGUGUCCACUUUACUUUCGUAUUUUCGGCGGCGUAAACCAACUGCUGUAACACUAAACCAUUUCGGUUUGUACUAAAUCUUUUGUGGUCACGCUAAACCAUUUCAUUUUACGGUGAGUAGAUUGAUACAAUGCUAAGCCUUUGCGGCUUACGAUUAACCAUUUGCCGAUAACUUAAGCCAUUUCACUCGACUCUGAACCGUUUGUGUCAAGUCACUGAACCAAAGUACAGUCAGCUGAACCGUUUGUCAUUUUGACACUGACCCAUUUCAGUUAACACUUGGCCAAUCGUGUUUUUAUUGAAUCAGUUCAACAAAGGUGGCUUCACAGUAUAAACCAUUUUUUGUUUGAAUAUUUCAAUUCACUAAAGGCGACUAGUCCAUUUGUACUUUAAAUAAAUCUCUUGAGAUAAGAUAAACCGUUCUCCAAAAGACCAUUAGACCAUUUCUGUUUAUUACAAUCCAUCUAUUAUGCCUGUAUUUUUUGCGGUGACGGCCGCCCAUUUUAGCUCCUUGUUAGGUCAGCGACCAGACCGCUGACAAGGAGCCAAAACGAUCCCAAGAUCUAGAUUAACCUUUCCUCUUUCUAGCCACGCGCGACCCAGCGCGAGAUCUAACACAUGCGGGAGAAAUGGCCGCAGCUCAAAUUUUCGGUGUGGGUGAAAACUGUAAACCAUCGUGGGGAGAUGCUGCAGCAGAUUAUGAUGAAGCAGACGAGCAUUUGGAAAUCAUGGGGAAACCUGUCAUGGAAAGAUGGGAAACCCCUUACAUGCAUAAACUGGCUUCAAUAGCUGCGUCGAAAGGUGGACGGGUACUUGAGCUCGGCUUUGGAAUGGCGAUUUCAGCGACGAAAAUCCAGACUUUUCCCAUAGACGAGCAUGUUAUCGUUGAAUGCAAUGAUAACGUCUUUAAACGGCUGGAGAAAUUUGCCCAAGUAGCUGAAAGGAAAGUAACUGCGUUGAAAGGCUUGUGGGAAGAUGUUGUUCCUGCCUUACCCAAUGGUUCAUUUGAUGGCAUUAUGUAUGAUACAUACCCCUUGUCAGAAGAAACAUGGCACACACAUCAGUUUAAUUUUAUCAAAGACCAUGCCUUCAGACUUCUGAAGCCAGGUGGAGUUCUGACAUACUGCAACCUGACUUCAUGGGGUGAAUUGUUAAAGACAAAAUACAAUGAUAUCGAAAAGAUGUUUGAGGAGACACAAGUUCCAGAGUUACUCACAUGUGGGUUCCUUAGAGAACACAUAUCAACUGAAGUCAUAGAGGUUGAUGUGGCACCAGAUUGCCGCUACUAUAGCAACAGGGAAAUGAUUGCUCCCACAAUCAUUAAGAAGUGAAACUGGCUUAAAGUCUUCAGCUCAUUUCCAUGAAUUUUUUAGGGUGUACUUGACACAUUUUAUUAUGAACUGUAAAUCUAAUAUUUAUGCAAGUGAUAUGCAGCAUCCAUUUCAUUUCUAAUGAAUUCCUAGGAGAAUAGAUUAUUGUCAGGGGAAGUUAUAAAUGUUUUUGUGGCUCUUGGUUCAUGUUACUACAACAAUAGGAAUAUUAUUGCUCCUAUUUUUGUGAAGUAUUAAAAUAAGGUUUAGAGAAUGUUA